This is a messenger RNA of Paraphaeosphaeria sporulosa, 697 nucleotides long. RefSeq lists its product as uncharacterized. Bases 65 to 418 code for a protein of 117 amino acids. The record is from RefSeq and is a predicted model, not a curated record. The transcript has 2 exons. NCBI's taxonomy places the organism in Eukaryota, Fungi, Ascomycota, Dothideomycetes, Pleosporales, Didymosphaeriaceae.
UUCAGCAGCUGUCUGUCAAUCUCGCACUCUCAACAUUCAUACUGUUCCAGCAUCGCGCCUCACAAUGCUUCUUCACUUUUUCCUGGCCUUCUGCUUUGUGGCCUUUGCAGCUGCAGCUCCCACGGAUGUCCUGGGUACAAAUACAGUAUGCGGCUUCGCAGAUCGCGGAGUUUCAGCGUCGCAAUAUACAUAUCUUGCGCUUGACGGUUGUCGUGCCCUCGGGGAGGCCGCACCAGUGAGGAACGUGUACCGCGAUCCGAACUGUGACUGCACAUUCUAUAGGGACGCAGAUUGUGAGAAGCAUGCAUGGUAUCUUUCUGUCGACUACGCGACCAUGCGAACGGAGGUCGCACAGAUCUCGAAAUACUACAAGUGCGCUACAAGAACCGGACGGGGAGACGAAUUGAAGAAAACUUGAAGGAGGCUCGGUUCUCGAGGCUUGUUUUAUUAAUGCAUAUCGAGCACGCUUGAUGGUCAGGCACGAUCGCAUAUCCGGAUGUUUCAACAGUCUAAGCGCUGCAAGCCGUCUUCCAACUUGAAAGGAACCAAAACCCUCGACCUGGAAAAUUACCGACUGCUGUAGUUCUCCUGCCGCCAUCCCUCAGACUGACGUGUGCGCUGGGGAGUGCCAACCAUAUUUCUUCCUGCAGCCAAUUCGCCCUGUCAAUUUAUCCUUCGCAUGGCUUUCGCUUUGUAC